Messenger RNA from Dovyalis caffra, 294 nucleotides. The record is from the annotation of a GenBank genome assembly. Lineage: Eukaryota; Viridiplantae; Streptophyta; Magnoliopsida; Malpighiales; Salicaceae.
AUGGUUGAACUAAAAAGAAGCUUUCGUGUACAACUACUAGAGGAGGAAAUUAUGAAUAUAGACCCUCCGAUUACAAGAAUUCAGCGUAAGGAAGUUUUCAUUAUUCUUGAUGAUCCGGGAAUUAAAAUUCUUGCAACAAAUAGAGACAAGCAAGCACUUGAGAAUAUGGUUGAUGAAAUAUAUGAAGUUGAGAGGUUGAACCACCAUAAAGCAUUUCACCUCUUCGAGUUGAAAGUCUUUGAAAAUUACAACAUCAUAAUUAUUCUUAGAGAUUUGUUAGAAAGGAAGAGUAGG